AUGGCCAUCGGCAUCAUUGACGGUCCCAAUCAGCGAGACCAACAGCCGGAGGCAUCUGCCUCGUCCGCGCCUCCUCCGUUCGAGGCGAGUAUGUCAGACCCGGUUCUGCAGGUCUCCAAAAACGAGGUGCUAAUGCCUCGCGGGGGUGAAGACCCUCCUGCGUUCGCUCCCUACGAAGCCUCUUGCUUCACUUCCAGCGACGGAUCAUUGAUCUCUCAUGAUCCGCACUUGAACGAAGAUGGAGAGGCUCUUUACCGCUUUCUACUGUCCCAAGUUUCUAUCCCACCUACACUGGUCCUUCACUGCAAGGGCUCACACGAUGAAACUCACACUCGUUUUGUCACCUACCAUGACAAUGGCAACAACAGAAGCACAGAGACGGAGCAGUACACUGAGAAGGUUGUCGAUUUCGACUUUAAGAUAGAUGUAGGCCAACACAUCAUCGGAGACCCAACACAUUGGUCAGUGGCAGACUCCGCCCCAGGCUACCGUGGACGUAUUUUCCACGAGGUGGGAGUGGGCGAUGACAGGCAUAAGGCCACCAGAGCAGAGAGGAAGGCGGCCAAGAGUUGGGACGAUGAACGCUCUCGUAAAGGCUUUCCUCCGUGGAUCAGCAGCAACUAUACGUGGAGACAAGGGCAGCCAUCCGUCAUGCAUUCUGAUAGCGUUUUACAAUCAUCCUGGACGCUUCGUCGCUGGGCUGACGAUUACUGUUCCAGCAGCAAGUACCUCAAAGAGUUUGACUACGAGAAGGUUGUUUAUGGAUGGAAUUUCGAUGCCAUCGUAGCUGCUACACGAUCCUUGAUAAAGUCUACAUACUACAGCGGAGACAUUUACGUCGGCUUCGAAACUUCUCGCUCCCUGAUUUCCGUUCGGUCGGAAAAUCGACUCUCUCGAAUGCUUUCUAACGGGUGGAUCAAGUUCUUCCUCAUUAUCACCUUUAUAUACCCUUUUUUAUGGCUCUUCAAGCGAUUCCAUAGCCGAGGCGGUGGAACCUGGAAAGUUUGUGGCGGCGCAUACGCACUUAAACGAAUUGUACAGGCCACUGAGCAGCCCAUGGACAUGAAGCACACAGAAAGUCGGUUACGAGGUGCACCCGACCUUUUAGAACAGUAUCCCAGAUCGUGGCAUACACCAGCUGCGAUGAGAGUCGAAGGAUUAAGGGAGGGGGUAUGGUUCCAACAAUGGGAGGGGACAAUUCGGCGGGCUGUUCACAACCGACUAAGAGAUAUGGAAGCAUUGGUAAGACCUGAUAAUCAUUCAACUUCGAUAUCUCAAGCUGCCCUGCUGGAUGGUUAUUCUCUGCUUUAAUCAUGUCAACACUUAUUAAUAUGCUCCUGGUUAUAUCUUUGCAAAGUGGUAUCACAAGGUCCGAUAUGUCCAACACGGCGCAUGGGUGUUUCGCAUGCCACGUGAGACAAAGUCAGCGAGCGGAUCCUACGACAGAGAAAGUGUGUUUCCGUGAGAGAGCGUAGUGCUGUCUGUCCACACGCUGGAAGCGCUGACGUUCAACGUCUCUCGGUCUGCCGUGGGAAGACUCUCGAGCUCGA
Pisolithus orientalis is the source of this 1550-nucleotide messenger RNA. RefSeq lists its product as uncharacterized. Bases 1 to 1311 code for a protein of 436 amino acids. The transcript is spliced from 3 exons. The record is from RefSeq and is a predicted model, not a curated record. Lineage: Eukaryota; Fungi; Basidiomycota; Agaricomycetes; Boletales; Pisolithaceae.